UUGGACUAUCAAGGAUUUUAAAAGAUUAAUUGACCUUUACCCUAGAGGAAGAUUUUUAACAAGUGGCAAUUUUAUUUUAGAAGAUGAAAUUACAAAGGAAAGUUAUGAUUGUAGAAUCAGACUAUUUCCUAAUGGAAAUUGGCAAUGUCACCCAGCUGGUUUCGUCGCUCUUUACUUACAAGCUACGCCAAGAUCAGGAAAAAAUUCUCCACAAGGAAUUUUUCAAAAUUAUGAAAUUUUAAAAAUGGAAAUAUUCCGAUCCCCGAACACUCUCCCUCUUAAAUUAGCUCAUCUUACCGUUGAUAAUGUUGAAAAAAAUGGUCAAAAUUCUUAUGGAUUGGCUAAAUUUUGUCGAACUGAAUCAAUUAUCCCAAAUUAUUCAAAUUAUUAUGAUUCUGAAUUAACAAUUAAAAUGACUUUAUUGGGUUCACCAAUUAACGAUGCAACUCCAUUCGAACCUUUUUUAUAUAAUGAUAGAUUUUGUGAUGUUGAAUUUCAUUUCGAAUGUGGUGGUAAACUUAGAGCUCAUAAAGUAAUCCUUUCAACUCGUUCCAAAUAUUUUGAAAAAAUAUUAAUUUGGGAUAAUAUGGAAAUUGUGACCAAUCAAAUUAUUUCUAUUGUUAAUAGAUCAAAGGAAGAAAAAGAUGGUCACACUUUAAGAACUGUUAUAUAUAUUAUAUUUGAUUAUGCGUGUCAAUGUCGAAAUUUUAGUGAUCUAUAUGCACACCUUUGUAAAAAUUUAAUGGAUGGAAUGGAUCAAGAUAUUAUUGAUAAAUAUAUUAAAAUGCCAGAUGGUUACGUUGCAAAAGGUCGUAAUUUGUUUUUAAAAUAUUUAUAUACAAAAUGUCAAAUUGAAUUAGAAAAAGGUUGUGCAGCUGAUUUAUACAUUAAACGUGAAGAACGUGAAGAAAAUGAUUACUUUUUAGCCAUUAGAGAAAGAAAACGAUGGUUAGGUCUCGCUCGAUUCUUUGCUGAAUUAUUUAAAAGAAAUGUUAUUACUGAAUCAAUGAUACAUAAAUGCGAUCUGAUCGAAUUGCGUAAAAACGGUUGGAAUCCUGUCAAUAAAAAGUCCGAUUACGAUAGUUUAUAUGACAUCGAGAAGAUGAAUAACGAAGAUUUGAAACAAUUACAAAAUUCCGAUGUGAAGUCAAUUCGUAUUGAUGAUGUCGAUUACAAGACUUUUAAACGAAUUCUAUAUUACUUUUAUACCGGAAAAAUUGACCCUAAAUUGGAUGUUGAAGUUUUGAAGGGGUAUAUGUGA
Dentiscutata erythropus is the source of this 1261-nucleotide messenger RNA. The record is from the annotation of a GenBank genome assembly. Lineage: Eukaryota; Fungi; Glomeromycota; Glomeromycetes; Diversisporales; Gigasporaceae.